This is a messenger RNA of Helianthus annuus (common sunflower), 1974 nucleotides long. RefSeq lists its product as uncharacterized. NCBI's taxonomy places the organism in Eukaryota, Viridiplantae, Streptophyta, Magnoliopsida, Asterales, Asteraceae. The record is from RefSeq and is a predicted model, not a curated record. The transcript has 4 exons. Bases 1 to 1974 code for a protein of 657 amino acids. Gene Ontology annotation, molecular function: zinc ion binding; nucleic acid binding.
AUGGUGAUUGCCUAUUGUGGAUUAGUCGCCGGUCAAAUUGGGAACAUUAGUUUGACAGAUGAAGACUAUCAACAAAUAGACAGGGAGGAAAUCGAAUUGAUGGAUAUUAAGUGGGCGUUUGCAAGUGCAGUGAGAAGAGCUAAGGACUACAUGAGGAGAAUGGGUAGAACAAGUUUGGAAAGUAAAAGGGACACUAAGUAUGGUUUUGAUAAGGAUGCAGUUACGUGCUUCAAUUGUGGUGAGAAUGGCCAUUUCAAGCGGGAAUGCACUCGACCGAGCAGACAAGGAAAUCAAAAUCCUUUCAGAAACCAGUCAAGCUCAUCCAAUGCUAAUCAAGUGAACAAUGAAAGGGGCAUUGUAGCAGUUAACAAUCCGGGUAACUCAAACCAGUCGGGGCCUUCCAAUUCAAACAGGGCCUUAGUAGUUCAUACAGAUGAAGGAUGUGACUGGUCAGUUCAAUUGGGUAAUCAGGGAACGGAAGGAAAUGGAGGAACUGCUUGUUAUGCUAAGAUCAUUAAGUAUAUCAAGCAUGUUCACAGUGAGGAGUUCUCUGAGGAUGAUGACAGUUUUGCUUACAGUGGUAGCUCGGGUGAGGAAAACUCCAAUGCGGGUCGUUAUGGUUCAGAUUCGGAAGUAAAGGCACCUCUUGAUGCUGAGGUUGAUAGUUUACUUAAGGAAGCUGAGGAACUGAAAGAAGCAGAAGAGCUUAAAAGGCAGAAAUCUGUGUUAGUAAGGAAAGCUGAAGUCGCCUCCAACGAAAUGGAAAAGUUCUUCACUGUGGAUGGAUCUUUCUCUUAUCAGACUGCCUUUAUGGUAAUUGUUGCAGCUUUGACUAGUAAGGUAAACACUGAAACUUCUAGUGUAUGCAAUGAUUGUGUAGAAUUGAAAUGUUUAGGGUUCAAACUGGAUGAUUCAUCAAAGGAAUCGAAAAAGACAGAAAAUGUGUCUUAUGUUGUGGAACAAAGUCCUCCAAUAAUUGAGGAUUAUGUUUCAUCAGAUGAUGAAUCAGAUGAGAGUUAUCAGGAUCAAUCUCUUAAUAAGAAGAAAGGAGUAGAAAUUCCAGUUGAGAAUCAUAUCUUGUGUGAUCCUCCUACUCCCGUUGCCCCCGUUAUGCAAUCAAUUGCAAAACAAAAGAUUGAUUCGAUUAAAUCUGUUGAUGAAUCUGUGUCUACAUUUAGGGAGAUAAUAGUUUUGGACGAUUCUACCAGUAAGUUUUUGGGUAAGGCGAUCCCGAGAGUUACAGUAACUCAGUGUGAUCCUAUUCCAAAAUCUGAAGUUAGAAAACAAUACGGGAAUAAAGAAUUACCAACUGAAAAACAACCAAUUGCCCCUAAAGGUAAACAACAGGAAAAACGAGAUCAACAACCUAAGUUUGAACCAAAGGGAGCUCGAAACAAGAAAAAGGGAAGGGAUGUUAAAUUUGUGGCCUCAAGUGGUACUGACAAAGUUGAGAAUUUUGAAAACAAAUCUAAUACUGCUUUUGUUCAACAAGGUGUUCCAGGAGGAACUGUGAAUAGUCUUUGGAUUUUUGACAAUGGAGCAUCCCGGCACAUGACAGGCGACUUAUGGCUCCUGUACGAUGUAAAAAGCAUUAGGGGAGGUUAUGUUGCCUUUGCUGGCGAUAAAGGCGGAUAUAUCACUGGAGAAGGAAUGAUUUCCAAUGGUGUUGUUAGUUUCGACAAGAUCAAGUAUGUGCAUCAUAUUGAUCACAAUCUUCUUAGUGUUUCUCAAAUCAGUGACAAGAAGUUCACGUUACAUUUUGAUGAUACCGGUUGUUAUGUGCUGAAACCCGGUUUCAAGAUUCCCAACGAAUGGAUUCUAUUGACGGCUCCAAGAAUUAAUGACUUGUAUAUUCUUGAUAUGAGCCAAGCUAUUACCACGUCUGCACAAGUUACAUGUUUUGUCUCAAAGGCCACUGAAAAGGAGUCGAUAUCUUGGCACAAACGUAUGGGUCACAUUCACUUGAGAAAAUGA